Messenger RNA from Lacerta agilis (Sand lizard), 1797 nucleotides. It is a transcript of the gene SLC39A7, whose product is annotated as solute carrier family 39 member 7. The coding region runs from base 15 to 1544 and encodes 509 amino acids. Gene Ontology annotation, cellular component: membrane. Gene Ontology annotation, biological process: zinc ion transmembrane transport; intracellular zinc ion homeostasis. The record is from RefSeq and is a predicted model, not a curated record. Gene Ontology annotation, molecular function: zinc ion transmembrane transporter activity. The transcript has 8 exons. Lineage: Eukaryota; Metazoa; Chordata; Lepidosauria; Squamata; Lacertidae.
GUGGAGUUCCCGCGAUGUUUGGGGCUUGUGGGCGGGGCUCUGCUGCCACGUCAGGCUUUCAGGCAGGAGAUAGCGGAUCCGGAGAGAGAGGAGCCGGAUCCGGCGCCAUGGCUGCUAGCAGGUUACUCGCCAGCCCCCAGCCCACGGACGUGGCCACCGCCGUGGUGCUCUGCUUGGCGCUGCUGUGGGGCGCCUCCGCGCAGCACGAGGGCUUUCACGGCCACGCUCACGAGGACUUCCACCACGGCCACAGCCACGCUCACGGCCACGGCCACACGCACGAGGGGAUCUGGCACGGCCACGCGCAUGACGACGGGCACACGCACGAGGGGAUCUGGCACGGCCACGCUCACGAGGGCCACCACGGACACAGCCACUUGCACGGGGGCCACUCGCACGAAGGCUCGCACCAUGGGCACUCGCACGAGGAUGUUCACCACGGGCACGGGCACGAGGACCCCCACCACGGCCACGGCCAUUUCCACGAGGGUCCUCUCCACCACAGCCACUCGCACGAGUCUCCUGCCGGCGGCCCCACCGAGGCCCGAUCCUUCCCUGGGAACGAGAAGCCUCUGCCGAGGAGGGAGAAGUUGGAGCCGCUGCAGUUGUGGACUUACGCCAUUGGUGCCACUCUCCUCAUCAGCGCUGCCCCGUACUUCAUCCUCUUCCUCAUCCCGGUGGAGUCCAACACCUCCCAGCACCAGGCCCUCCUCAAACUGCUGCUCAGCUUCGCCUCGGGGGGGCUUCUGGGAGACGCCUUCCUGCACCUCAUCCCUCACGCGCUGGAGCCGCACUCCCACCACGGGGAAGGCGCAGGGCACAGCCACGUGAAGCCGGCAUCCCACGGCCAUUCUCACCAGGGUUCUGAGCACCAGCACAUGAUGUCGGUGGGCCUCUGGGUGCUGGGGGGCAUCGUGGCCUUCCUGGUGGUGGAGAAGUUUGUCCGGCACGUCAAGGGAGGCCACGGACACCACGGCCACAGCCACGUUCCCAAAGCCAAGUCCAGCGACGACGAGGCAGAGAAGGAGCCUUUGCGGGGAAAGACGUCGGAGAAAAUAGCCCCCUCCCAGGGGAGGCAGAAGCCCCCCGACUCUGCCAUGCGCGUGUCGGGAUACCUGAACCUGGCCGCCGACUUUGCCCACAACUUCACGGACGGGCUGGCGCUGGGGGCGUCCUUCCUGGCGGGGGGCACGGUCGGAGCCGUCACGACCCUCACGGUCCUGCUCCACGAGGUGCCCCACGAGGUGGGCGACUUCGCCAUCCUGGUCCAGUCCGGCUGCAGCAAGAAGAAGGCGAUGAAGCUUCAGCUGGUGACGGCGCUGGGCGCCCUGGCGGGCACCGUCUGCUCGCUGCUGGCGGAAGGCGUGGGCGAGGCGGCCACGGCCUGGAUCCUGCCCUUCACGGCCGGAGGCUUCAUCUACGUGGCCACCGUCUCGGUCAUCCCCGAGCUGCUGCAGGACUCGGGGCCCGUGCAGUCGCUCCUGGAGGUGCUGGGACUGGUCGGCGGAGUCACCAUGAUGGUCUUCAUCGCCCAGUACGAGUAGAGCGGAGGGAGGGGGCCGGGGGGGCAGGGCAGGCACCCAUUUGGGGGCAGCAGAGGCGGGACCAAGGAGAAACGGACAGCCCUGCCCCACUCCCCCUCCAACUCCAUCCGGGGUCCAGACAUUUCAGCCGCCAGCCGCUGCUGCUGCACGCACACUUCCCUUCCUCCGGGGGGCGCCGUGUCGGUGUUGCAGAGCGAGGAAGAGGAGGAAAACGACCAGUCUGGGACUUCCCGAGAGGCCAGCUCUUCUGCUC